Pseudonaja textilis is the source of this 3831-nucleotide messenger RNA. NCBI's taxonomy places the organism in Eukaryota, Metazoa, Chordata, Lepidosauria, Squamata, Elapidae. The record is from RefSeq and is a predicted model, not a curated record.
UGGGCCGAGCUGGGGCAGCGCCGCCGUCGCCUGGCCGUGGCCGGAGCGCGGUGAUCGGCCGGAUGGAGGCGGCCUACGUUUACCGCCUGGCGGCCGCGCUGGGCUCGGAACUGCAGCGGCUCUCGGAUCGCUUCGGGGCGGCCGCCCUGGCCGGGCUGGUCCCGCAGGUGGUGCGCCUCCUCGAGCUGCUGGAGACGCUGGCCGCGGACGGCGCGGCGGGCGGGCUCGGCGGGGCGGCCGACCUGCGGCUGCCGGGCGCGCCGUCGGACGGGGAAGCGCCCGGCGCCGCCGCCGCGGUCCAGCGCUCGCGGCAGGUGGCGGAGCAGCAGCUGGCCGAAGCCCGGGAGCGGGAGCGGCGCCUCCAGAGCCGGCUGGCCCAGCUGGAAGAGGAGCAGCAGCGAGCCUUGAGCCGCCUGGCCGGGGGCCAAGCCCAGGAAGACGGCCCUGGCCACCGAGAGCGGGUGCUGAUGCUGCAGCUGAAGGAGGUGGUGGACCGCCAGCGGGACAAGAUCCGCGCUCAGGACCACGAGAUCCAGCGCAAGGCCUGGGACACAGAGGCGCUGCAGGAGCAGCUCAACCGCUUCAUGACCAUGAACGAGAACCUGCGCCGGAAGCUGGCCGUGGUGCAGGCCCAGCUCAGGAGCGCCCUGGAGAGGAAGGGCGAGGCGGAGGCCCUCUGGGAAGCAGCAGAGCCUGCCAGGACUGGCACCCCCACGGAGCAGGAGGAGGGGGAUGGGGGUGGGGCUGCAGCCCCCCCAGAACACUCGCCUGACCAGCGCACCUUCUCGAAGGAAGAGCUGCAGCAGAUCCUGCAAGAACGCAACGAGCUCAAGACCAGCCUCUUCUUGGUGGAGGAGGAGUUGGCCUAUUACCAGCGGGAGCUGCUUAAUGGGGAGCGAGUCCCUGCCCUCCUGCUACAUGCGGUGAAAUCUGCCAUCAGGAAGCAGCGCAAGAAAAUCUGGGCCAAGAUGCUGGGCACAGAAGAGGAGACGGCGGGCAGGUGGGUCUCCCCAGGUAUCCCCCCUCCCUCCCUCCCUCCCUUCCUUUCCUCUCUCCCUCUUCCUUUGGGGCCCGUGGAUACGGCGGGCGGGUCCCAGCCUGGAGUUCUGCCAGAAUCCAUGAGACAAAACGUCCGUCCGUCUGUCCCGGCCCCACCCCACCCUCGUGGGCUCCGCUGGGCGGGCGGGCGGCUGCCUUGUGCGGGGCCUCCCAGAGGCCUCCUGCAGAAUCCGGGAGGGGCCCGGCCAGAGACCACCCUGCCAAGCCUCUCGGGCGACGAUGCUCCCGGGCCCCUUUCCUCUGCUGCCCGGCCGGCUUCCUCAGGAAGACCCGCAGGAAACGAGCGAGGCGCUUCUGCGCGGAGGGUCGCGGCCGCCCGAGUUCUCCCAGGGGCCUCCGGGACGAUGGAGCGCCGCUGGGUUCUGCCGCUGCUGCUGCUGCUGCUGCCGCUCGGCCUGCCGGACCCCGGGCGCGGCUCCCCGAAGCUGGAGCUCGGGGGAAGGCACGUGUGCGCGGCGGAAGAUAGUCUGCCGCCCGCCCUCGUCUGCUGCCCGGGAUGGAAGCAAGUGGGGCCCGAGUGCCCCCUCGCCCUCUGCUUGGGCGCCGACGCCUGCCAGGAGCGGGAGAUCUGCGUUCGCCCGGCAGUCUGCCGCUGCCGGCCGGGCUUCUUCGGGGCCAACUGCAACGCCCGCUGCCCGGAGCAGUUCUGGGGCCCAGACUGCAAGCAGAGCUGCCGCUGCCACCCCCAAGGCAGGUGCCACCCAGCCAGCGGAGAGUGCAGCUGCCACCUGGGUUGGUGGGGGCCACUCUGCCAGUCGGCCUGCCUGUGUGGGGAGCGAGGCCACUGCCACCCUGUCACAGGCACCUGCCGGUGUGAUCCAGGCUGGUGGGCCCCUGAUUGUCGGAGGCAGUGCCAGUGCAAUCGCUUGGGCUCCCGCUGUGACCCAGCCACCGGACGCUGCCUCUGCCAUCGGGGCUGGUGGGGCAGGCGGUGCGCCUCUCUCUGCAGCUGCAAUGGAUCGCCUUGCGCCCAGGAGUCCGGGCGGUGCGAGUGCACGGCGGGGUGGUGGGGGGCAGCCUGCCAGCACCUCUGCCAGUGUGUGCACGGCCUGUGCGCCCCUCAGGAUGGACGCUGUACCUGUGAUGCUGGCUACAGGGGCCUCAGCUGCACAGAGGCCUGCCCUGAGGGGACCUAUGGACUCCAGUGUGCCCAGAGCUGUGGCCACUGCAGAAACCGAGAGCCCUGUUCCCCCACGCAGGGGGCCUGCCUGGCCUGCGACCCUGGCUGGAACGGGACCCACUGCAGGCAGCCAUGCCCUCCGGGGCUGUACGGGGAGAACUGCAGCCAGCCGUGCCCCCGCCACUGUCUCCAAGGAGAGGCUUGCCAACCGCAGACGGGACGAUGCUGGAACUGCGAGGCAGGAUUCACGGGGACCAGGUGUGAGGCCCCUUGUCCCCCCGGCUUCUUUGGGGAGGGCUGCCGGUCCCCUUGCCCCGACUGCUUCCAUGGGAGCUGUGAUCCUGGCUCUGGGACCUGCCUCUGCCAGCCUGGCUACUGGGGCACCAGCUGCAACCAGACCUGCCCGGAAGCCUCCCACGGCCCCAACUGUUCUGCGGCCUGUCCCUGUGCAGGGGGAGCCUGCCAGCCCGUCUCCGGAGCCUGCCCCCGGGAAGCCCAAGGGCGGGGGCUCCUCCUUGCAGGCAUCCUGGGGCCGCUCCUGCUCCUGCUCCUGCUGGGCCUCCUCUGCUGCUGCCAGCGCUGCCGUGGGGCGGCCUCUGUGGUCAGGGCACCGAGGGGGGCCGAGCAAGAUCUCUUCCCUCCAGUGAAGCACCGCCUGAUGGCCGGGCUGCCCAGCCUCCCUUCCAGCUGGCCCUGCUUCUCACAAGGCGGCUCGAAGCUUCCACGGGUGACAGUCGCCCACCGAGACCCGGAGGUCCCCUUCAACCCCAGUUUCAUCGAACCAACAUCCACUGCCUGGCCCUGGGACAGCUCCUUCGGCUCCUCCUCCGAGGGAGCCAACGAGGAAAUGGGGGGCCGCCAAGAAGGGCCGCAGUCUGCUCCCCCUCCCAGGGAAGCCUUGCCAGAGGGCAGCCUUCUCCCCGGGGCGGCAGCGUUGCACCCCUCGCCCUUCGCCAUCCCUCGCACCUCCAGCCUCGCCAAGGGCAAGCGGCCCUCCGUCUCCUUUGCAGAAGGGACCCACUUUGGCCCUCAAACCCCCAGGGGCCCCCCAGAGGCCCUCAACCCCACCCGGAAGCCCCGCCCGGCCUCCGAGAGCUCAGUCCAAGGAGCUCUUCCUCUGCAGGUCAACCGCCCCACGGGGGCCUCAUGCCACUCCCCGGGCAGGAGCUGCUACGAGAACGUGGCACCAACUCCCUGGGAGGACAGUGGCUGGGCCCCUGCAGGCCACCAUCCUGGCAGCUCCCAGCACCUGGCACAGAGAGCGGGGGCCCCGGAUGCAGCCACUGUGGAAGCUUGCGUCCAUGAGCCCGGCAUCACCACCAUUUAUGUGACCGUGGGCCAAGCCGGAAGGGGCGGCGAAGAACCCCCUCCGGCUGCCCAACAGCAUCAGGGGAGUGGGCAGGAGGCGGCUGCCCAGCCAAGAAGCCUGCAGAAGUUGCCUCGGAAGGCACUGGAUGCUGCAAAGGGCACCUCAAGGAAGCUGGCCCCAGAGAAGGACCCCAGCACGGUGGAAGCUCAAGGCCUGCUGGCUCCUGAUGAGCAGGUGGAGGCGGGAGGGAGCGGUGGCAGCCUGGAGCCGUGACCCCCCCGCCCUCCAGAGGGGCACAGCCAGGGGAGCAGAUGUGCCCUGCCUCUGGGCUGGCCCCAGGAGC